This is a messenger RNA of Medioppia subpectinata, 500 nucleotides long. The record is from the annotation of a GenBank genome assembly. NCBI's taxonomy places the organism in Eukaryota, Metazoa, Arthropoda, Arachnida, Sarcoptiformes, Oppiidae.
UAGGGUCGGUGUGGAAGGACAGGAUCUCUUUGGCAAUCCUUGAGAUGCAAGAAAAGGGCGAAAUUCAGAUGAUUUAUGACAAGUGGUGGAAGAGUCCGGGCCUGACGUGUAUUCGCGAUGAGAUCAACAAAGAGGGAAAAGCGAGUCCUCUCGGCCUCGAGAACAUCGGCGGUGUAUUCGCUGUGCUGUUAGUGGGCUUAGCGUUGGCUUUAUUUACAGCUAUGUCUGAAUUUUUCAUCAAAGCCAAGAAAAAUGCACUCAAAUCUAAACAAUCGAUUUGUACGGAAAUGCACGACGAGUUGGGCUUCAUAUGGAAGUGUGAGUACACCCGACCCAAGAGGUCGGCUACUGGUGUGCCGUCGACGAGGUAUUGCUCAAAAUGUAACUACAAUUCCUCGUAUAUCACCACAAGUCUGGCCGUUCCUCAUGACAAUGGAGUCAUGUCUGGCCUCGACUUCAGGAAAUCACCACAAAUGCAGUGCGAAUACGACAGCUCUUAA